GAGGGGAAAAUGAAUUUCACAAAUUGCACCACUGAAGCCAGUGUGGCUGCAAAGCCAAAAACAGUAACGGAAAAGAUGCUCAUUACCCUGACCUUGGCCACAAUCACAACCUUGACUAUGCUGCUGAAUUCUGCUGUAAUUGCAGCAAUCUCCACAACCAAGAAGCUCCACCAGCCGGCAAAUUAUCUCAUAUGUUCACUGGCUGUGACGGAUCUCCUUGUUGCUGUUCUCGUCAUGCCCUUGAGCAUCACUUACAUAAUGAUAGACAAAUGGACUUUGGGGUACUUCAUCUGUGAGAUCUGGCUUAGCGUCGACAUGACCUGUUGCACGUGUUCAAUCCUUCAUCUGUGUGUCAUUGCACUGGACAGGUACUGGGCCAUCACAGACGCUAUCGAAUACGCCAGGAAAAGGACGGCGAAAAGGGCUGGGUUGAUGAUAGUCACCGUGUGGACAAUCUCCGUUUUCAUAUCAAUGCCCCCCUUGUUUUGGAGAAAUCACCACAGCAUCAGUAUUCCCAGUGAGUGUCGCAUUCAGCAUGACCAUGUCAUCUACACUAUUUAUUCCACGUUUGGGGCAUUUUACAUUCCCUUGACUUUGAUCCUGAUCCUGUACUACAGAAUUUACCACGCUGCAAAGAGCCUUUACCAAAAACGGGGUUCAAGCCGCCACCUCAGCAACAGGAGCACCGACAGCCAGAACUCUUUUGCCAGCUGCAAGCUCACACAGACGUUCUGCGUCUCGGACUUCUCCACAUCUGACCCAACCACAGAGUUUGAUAAAAUCAAACCAUCCGUGAGGAUCCCUCCUUUCGAGAACGACUUGGACCUGGCUGGCGACCGGCAGCAGAUCUCCACGACAAGAGAGCGAAAGGCUGCUCGCAUCCUGGGGCUGAUUUUAGGUGCUUUCAUUUUGUCCUGGUUGCCCUUUUUCAUCAAAGAACUGCUUGUGGGCCUCCACAUUUGCACUGUCUCUCCAGAAGUAGCAGACUUCUUGACCUGGCUUGGGUAUGUCAACUCGCUCAUCAACCCUUUGCUGUACACGAGCUUUAAUGAGGAUUUCAAGCUGGCCUUUAGAAAGCUCAUCAGGUGUCGAGAACAUACUUAA
This is a messenger RNA of Pseudopodoces humilis (Tibetan ground-tit), 1104 nucleotides long. It is a transcript of the gene HTR1E, whose product is annotated as 5-hydroxytryptamine receptor 1E. The record is from RefSeq and is a predicted model, not a curated record. Gene Ontology annotation, biological process: adenylate cyclase-activating adrenergic receptor signaling pathway; positive regulation of MAPK cascade. Gene Ontology annotation, molecular function: G protein-coupled serotonin receptor activity. Gene Ontology annotation, cellular component: plasma membrane. Lineage: Eukaryota; Metazoa; Chordata; Aves; Passeriformes; Paridae.